GCGAGCGAUCUCCUCAGUACACUGUCCAGCUCCGAGGCUGCGAGGUACGAGCCGGGCCCGACACUGAGCGCUGGUUCAGGAUCACACUGAGCAUGCUCGGGGACCAGGUCGCGGUGCUGGAGGUCAGUAGUUUGGAGGAAAAGGGGCGUUGGCUGAAGCUUCUGCAGGACGGAGCUGUCAGUCACAGUCACCAUGACAACAACGCACAGGGACACACAGGUGGAAGUCUCAGCGGGCUGCAGACUCGGAGGUUUCCCACCUCCAACACCUACAUGGACGACCCCUUCCUCCUGAGUGGACCAGGCCGGGACCAGCCCAUCUACUCCAACACCUCCAUCCUGGAGCACAUGCUCCACAGCUCAGAGUCGUCCAAAGACUCCGUGACCUUCAGCAACACGGUUAUCACCAACAGGAGGGGGGUGGAGGUGGAGCGCAGCGUUCAGAAGUUGGAGUUGACCGGGAGGAGGCCAGUGCAGCUGAGGUCGGGUUCAGAGAUCAACCUGUCGUCUGCUGGGAAGCAAAACAAGCGCACCUCUUUUCGACAGUCGCUGGCUGUGUGUAGUGAACGUGCUCAGGUGGGUUUCCUGAACCCUCUGCUGCGACGGACGGCCUCAGCUAAAACCUCUCUGAGACGAGCUCCUUCAGCGUUGUUCAUGGAACAUGUGAAGGUCUUCCAGAGGAGGAAGGAGUGGGAAACUAAAGCUGCAGUUUGACUCUUCAUCACAUCGUCACCUGAAGAGUCGUCUUAUAACUUCACGCCUUCGUCUCGUUACAUAUAUUCAUUCAGUGAGCACUUUAUUAGGAACACCUGUGCACCUGCUUCUUCCAUCGCUUAUCCAAUCAGCCAACAGUGUGGCAGCUUUAUCCAGGAUCAGUCAUAUUGCAGCACGUGUGAACACGUCUGUGUACGGAGAUGAAUCAGUUUCUUCUUCUGCUUCUUCUUCUUCCUCUUCUUCUUCUUCUUUGGUCGGUUUACUGCCCUCUCCUGCUGUACUUCAAUCAAUCAAAUUUUAUUUGUAAAGCCCAUAUUGACAAAUCACAAUUUGUCUCAUCGGGUUUAACAAGGUGUGACAUACUCUGUUCUUAACCCUCAACAAGAAUCUUUACUCUUUUCUAUCAAUUUGUAUUUGUUUGCCUUUAGUUUUAAAAGUUGUUUUGUCUCAUUGUGGUUGUUUUGUGUAUUUGUCUCUUUGUGGUUUGUUUCGUCUCUAUGUGGUUGUUUUGUGUAUUUGUCUCUUUGUGGUUUGUUUUGUCUCUUUGUGGUUUGUUUUGUCUCUAUGUGGUUGUUUUGUGUAUUUGUCUCUUUGUGGUUUGUUUCGUCUCUAUGUGGUUGUUUUGUGUAUUUGUCUCUUUGUGGUUUGUUUCGUCUCUAUGUGGUUGUUUUGUGUAUUUGUCUCUUUGUGGUUUGUUUUGUCUCUCUGUGGUUUGUUUUGUCUCUUUGUGGUUGUUUUGUGUCUUUCUUCCUGUGAGGCUCGUUUAUUAAUCAAUCAUCAGACGCAGCAGUAACUGACCAACAAGCUGAGCUGUGGGUUCAGUUACUUUUCUAUGUUGUGUGUUUGCUUGUGUGCGUUCGAUGUGACACAGCUUCACUGACUGAUGUAACCUCAGGAUUUGUUUGAUGUUAUUUGAUGUUUGAUUUGAUUGUGUUGUAACUUAAACAGUUGUGUGUCACUGUUAUUAUAUUCUGUACAUAUACAAUGAAUCCGUUUUCAAUGCUUUAUUCAAGUCACUCAUUUGUUUGAUUUUUAUAUUUAGUGAAUUCUGUAAUCUCAGGAGAAUUUGUGUUUGUUUGCGUUGGACUAAACACUGAUGUGUAACAUUAAAAAUAUUUUAUCACUUCA
Messenger RNA from Limanda limanda (common dab), 1841 nucleotides. RefSeq lists its product as uncharacterized. NCBI's taxonomy places the organism in Eukaryota, Metazoa, Chordata, Actinopteri, Pleuronectiformes, Pleuronectidae. The transcript is spliced from 7 exons. Bases 93 to 713 code for a protein of 206 amino acids. The record is from RefSeq and is a predicted model, not a curated record.